This is a messenger RNA of Mizuhopecten yessoensis (Yesso scallop), 5939 nucleotides long. RefSeq lists its product as uncharacterized. NCBI's taxonomy places the organism in Eukaryota, Metazoa, Mollusca, Bivalvia, Pectinida, Pectinidae. Bases 229 to 4572 code for a protein of 1447 amino acids. Gene Ontology annotation, molecular function: protein binding. The record is from RefSeq and is a predicted model, not a curated record. The transcript is spliced from 8 exons.
CAAUUGUGGUAGUAAAUGUGUUGGCGAUGUAAUAAAAAACUGACAUAAAAAUGAGAGUUAUUCCCCUUAGUCCGCUCACGUGACACGGAAGUAGCCUAGCUCUGUCUGCAACAACAACAUAAUGCAGACGGUGGAGAAAUGGAGGAUGUUUUGACGUAUAAACACGACCAGGACGGAUGACAGGAGAGUUAGACUUGGAGGUGCAAACUCUAGGCUCUACAUGACACGAUGACCAGCCUCCAAGACGCCAUUGACAAUGGUGAUGUGGCGACAGUGCGGCAGAUCCUCAAGCAGAACACAUGUUCUCAACAGGAGCUCAAGAACUGUCUCUUCUUCAGUUGUGGUAGUGGUAAAGUGGAAUGUGCUGCAUCCAUCUUAGAAACUGCCAUCUCGCCAGAUCUUCACAAUGAGGAGGAGUUCACUCCCCUUACCCUGGCAACCAGAGGGGGGCACAGUCGUAUGGUUGAUCUCCUUAUCCGAUGGGAUUGUGACGUGUCAAUUCCAGGGGGGCCACUGACCAACUCCCCUCUACACUAUGCAUGUAGCGAGGGUUACAACGAAUCUUGUAAACUGCUAGUCGAGGCGGGUGCUGAUCUGAAUUCAAGGAAUGCCAGGUCAGACACCCCUCUCAUUCUUUCUUCCAUGAACGGUCAUAUAAGUAUUGUUAAGUACCUUCUAGAGAAGAAUGCAUCUGUGAGGCGGAGAGGAUAUCACGAGAGAACCGCCCUCCACUGUGCAACUGAGAACGGGCAUCUUGAGAUCUGUCGUCUACUCAUCAACGGCAAUUCUGACCUAGAGGAGGAAGAUACGUUUGGUAAUACACCUCUUAUCUGUGCCGCCGAGAAAGGGUAUGUUGAGGUGUUGAAACUACUUCUCGGUUACAAGUGUGAGGUGAACAAGAUGAGCCACAGUGCAGCCACAGCUUUACAUUUUGCCGCUCAGCAUGGAGAUCUGGACUGCUGCCGACUUCUCCUUGAUGGUGGGGCAGAAAUCGACGCUCCGGACAUCCGUCGGUUUACGCCGCUCAUGAUGGCCUCCCUCAACGGCCAUGAUCAUAUUGUUGAUUUUCUGGUACUACGGAAGUGUAAUGUAAACAUGGUAGCAUAUAAUAAAAGGACAGCGCUGCACCUAGCGGCAGAAAGGGGAAAUCUCAAGUGCUGUAUCUCACUUCUCAAAGCUGGUUCGAAUAUUGACGCGCAGGAUUCAUUGGUUUGUACGCCGAUCUAUAAUGCUGCCAUCAAAGGUCAGGCUGCCAUUGUACGAUUUCUGAUCGACAGCGGGGCAGACCUGAACAAGCGGCCGAGCAGUGGAAAUUCUAUUCUCCACUUCGCUGCCACAGGAGGCAGUCAAGAGUGCUGCCAGGAACUCCUCAAUACCGGCUUUGACAUUAAUGCUCAGAAUCGGGACGGUGUGACACCCUUAAUAUCCGCUGUUAAUGGAAAGCAAAUUAAAGCGGCAAAAUUUCUCCUGGACAACGGAUCUGACACAAAUUUUCGUGAUCUUCAUGGAAUGACGGCUCUGAAUGAGGCAGUCUUCUAUAACUGUCCGCAGCUUGUCGCUCUCCUACUGGAGUACGGAGCCGAUCCCGAUUUGGAGGACUAUGCUGGGACUCUUCCCCUUUGGUUUGCUGUAGAUGGCUUCAGCAACGAAUCGGUGAAGCUGUUACUUGGCGCUAACUGUAAAUUCGACAUACAGUCAACACUUAGCAGCUACUGUGGGCCAUGCAACGCAAUCGAACACUCGGUUCAUAAAAAGAAGGCCCGUGUGCUGAAUUGGCUGGUUUCGGCGUACUGUGAAAACGCCGUUAACGUUCUAAAAGAACACUUGCCAAAAUUAGAAAAAAUGACGUCGCUAAAUGCCAGUAUGAUAGAGCUUGUGCGUGAGGUGACAUCGUCGCCUAGAUCACUAAUGGAACACGCCAGGAAGGAAGUUCGUUCGACGCUGGGUAAGGGCACCGGUAUAACGGAGAAAAUUGAAGCGCUCAAGGUGCCAAAAUGUAUUCAAAGAUAUCUAAUGUUUUCCGAUAUGGUUAACGACACUGAAUCUUCUAAGAACGUCGGUGGCGUCAUGUCAGGGGAUGUUCAGAAGGUGUUACCGAAGCUCGGAGACAAGCGUUUGGCUUUGGCAGGAAGACAAUCUCAUCGAACCCGCAAAUUAACAUCAAUUGUUAACGAAAAACUUAAACGAAAAUACAAAACAUAUGAAAAGGUAGUCGACAAAAAUGCUAAAAGCUUCGAAUACAAAUCGUGGCAAAACACCAUGCCUAUUAAAGACACAAUGCUACGCAUUAGAGGAGCUCAAAAAUGUCUAAAGAAACGACGUGAAUCCGUGUUAUUGGAGGAGGAUCCCGAAAACAAAAAGUUUGGGAUGUAUGAUGGAAUUUCUUUGGAUACUAUGAAGUAUGAAAUAGAUAAAAUCCACCAGGACGCUCAUCCAAGGGUCAGGCGGCUUCGGAAAGUUGAACGACUUCUAGAGAGCGGAAAACAUGACGGUCGUCUGGUAAAUUAUGAUGAAAUAAAAGUCUCCUUAGACGCUAUCUUAAACCGACCCUCAUUAAUGCGUAAAAAUGAGACAAAGUUUGGUAUGGAGGGCUUUAAUGCUUACAUGCGUCCCGUUAGUGCUCACUCGUCUCCGAACACAUUUUCCUUUGACAAGGGGUCCCAUAAAGCCAAACUGCGGCUUCCACCUCUCGUCGUGAGCCGAGAAAACUCAAACCUAGGGGCAGGUUUCGACCGGAUCAAGUCAAUGUCACUUCCCACCUUGUUUAGUGAUGGCAGGUCAAGAACAUUUGCAUUUGAUGCUAAAUUUAAGCUGUGGUGGCUUCUGUCCUUGUGUAUUGGCGCUGCGGCACGGCGUGAAAUGAGUGAGACAGCGCGGUCGGCAGAAUUUAGGAGGAAUGAUGUGGGACUGGCGUUUAACGUAAACACUGUGGGACUGGCGUUCAACGUAAACACUGUGGGACUUGAGUUUGAAGUAAACACUGUGGGACUUGACUGUAAGGCACUAAUCGAAGAAGUACGACCUGGCAAAGGUCGAGUGACACUCUACCAGAGGGCAAACCACUACUAUUCCGACAUUGUCUCUACUACCAUCACCACCUAUAUAUAUACAAAGAUGCAGAAGCCCUCUGGACGACUGGCGGUGGAAGACUACAAGCUCCUCAAGGACCAUGCCGAUGACGUCAUGUUGUUCAAUGACCUAUAUCGGUUGAAACUGUAUCAGGGCAAUGACGUCAUUCUUGAACCAGGUUGGCAACACAUGGCGUUCACUGUACCUGAAAUACAUAGAGCUGCGUUCACUGGAGAUAUAAAGCAAUUAGCAACUCUCGCAAAACAAAAAGGAAACGCCAAUCUUCAAAUCAAAGACGGACCAAAGAUAUUGCUAAGCCUUGACAACUUCGAGAGAAACUAUGUGGGUUUUUUCGUUGGAACUACACCUUUGAUGGUCGCUAGUGAACGGGGAAAUAACAAAGCUUUGAGAGUGCUCCUCCAGAACGGUGCUCUCGUUAACACGGCCGACAGCGUGGGGCUCACAGCGUUCGCAUGGGCAUGUUCAUCAAACCGGAAGUCCACAUGUGAAUUGUUGUUGUCACAUCGUGCGAUGAUCGAUCUCAGAGAAGACCGCCAUGGGAUGUCACCAUUAUUGUUGGCCAGUCGCCGAAAUUUGACAGAUAUGACAAACUGGUUGUUGAGCAGGGGUGCAAAUGUCCACUCGCGGGACACAAAGGGAAUGUCAGCUCUCCACUUCGCCGCCUGGAACUACAAUAUACCUCUGAUGAUAUGUUUGGUUGAUCGCGGUGCCAUGCUCAACACAAAGGACCGAUCCGGAAAGACACCGAUACAUCUAAUGGCAUCCGAGGAUAGUGUCUUCGAGCCUGUAGAACUUGACCAUGGAAUAAACGAGCUAGAAAAGGCAAGUAUUGAACUACUUCUGGAACGAAAUUACCAACUGGAACAAAAAGGGGUUCGUAUAAUAUUAGAUAUACAUCGAUCCAUAACUCGUGGUUCUGGUCAAUUGCCUUCUUUGGAGGAGUAUUUGGCCCUUCAAAAGCUUGUUAGUUUGGGAGCUAAUGUGAAUAUGCAAGACAAAUCUGGACAUACACCGUUGCAUCUACUUGCCUCUCGUCUUCCCAAGGCAGUCGUGGUUCAGGGUUAUGUUAUUUGCACCGCGCCAAAGUUAAAUCAAUCCUUACUUGUACAAAUAAAUAUGCUUCAACGAUUUGGUGCCAAAACAGACCGAGCUGACCUUGCAGGACGAACGGCAGCCGAUCUGUGUGUCCAAGGAGAAAACUGGCUAGGAGUAAAUCUGCUGAAGAAAUAUUCCGAUCACGUAAAAGACAUGCCACGUCAAAAGAAAAUUGGAAAGGAGAUUUGGAGAAAAGGUAUGCAAUAUUGUGAAAAAGAAAAAGAACUGGAAAUGGCAAUAGAGAAGCUAACCGAUGACAUUCUUGACAACUGUGCGCUGACGCCGAGACAACAUAUGACGGCCGAUCUGAUGGCCAUGGCACGCAGGGAACUGCACGUGUUUCUCACAGACACUGUCCCCAACGGUCUCCGUGCAUGGUUCCUGUAAUUAUUAUACUGGUGUCAGUGCCCCGACAGAGAGAGAAAAUUGUCUUUAACUGCAAGAUCACGUUACAAUAUUGUAGUUCUACAAUACAAAAAGAAAAAUGCCUAUAACAGCGAACUCUCACCAAAAUGUGUAGUUCUUGCAGAUAUAGUAAGAAGAAGCCCCGUGAUAACGAUAACAAGAAAGUAAACCUUUGACGCGGGGUUGCUAAAGUAACAACACGCCUUUCGUACGUGGUUAACAACAAUUACUGGUAUAUUAUGUCUCAACUCUACAGAAUUAAUUUUCCAAAGUUGAGAAAUGCACAGAAAAACAAACACAAACUUGAAAUUACAAAAACAUGAUAUAUUUGAUAAGAGCAAACGACAAUGAGAUGAUGUACAUUGUCCGGCUACAUGAGCUAGCCGUAUGUACAGGUACAAAUUUAUCAUCUCUGACGGUAAGGUAAGCCCGGAUUGUGGCGCCACAGUACUACAUGUACAUAAGUGUAAGGCUGAUUCUUUAUAAGUAUGCUUUUAAGCAAGUAGCCUGAUACCUUUCUUUCAAUUAUAUAUAACAUCAGUAAAACAAUCUUAUACUGUGUCCCGGGUCCUAAGGUAAGGUAUAAAUUGAAAAUAAAUGCUGCAAGAAACAAAGAAACCUAUACGAAAGCGUGGCUUUACAUACAGAAAUGUCAUAGAAGUUGGUUCUAAUUUGUUUUGAAAAUGGAGUAUAUGAAUUAAAUUUCGAAUACACUUUAAGUUAGAAAACGAAGUUUAUCAACGACUGAGGAUGGGCAGAAAUACCUCAGCAUUCAUUGACAGUUUGUGUAGGACGCAUUAACCGUCAUUAUAUAUAUAAAUAAAACAGGAUCGGUUAAAACUAGGCUACAUCUAUCAGGGACACAAACAAAAACACCUAAGGUAGCUUGUGUGAGCGGACAUCAUAAUGACAUUGAAAUUGGUACACAAAUAUAACAAUAUGCACGUGAAGUUCAGCUAGACAAUUGUACAAUACAAAAUAUAAAUUAAAACGAGAUGUUCUGCUAGACAAUUGUACAAUAUAAAAUAUAAAUUAAACCGAGAUGUUCAGCUAGACAAUUGUACAAUACAAAAUAUAAAUUAAAAUUACAAAAUACAUCAUAUUUUAAUCCCUAUCAUACAGGGUACACAUGUUCGAUAAUCUGUAGCGUGUUACUGAUACACCUGUUCGAUAAUCUGUAGCGCGUUACUGAUACACCUGUUCGAUAAUCUGUGACGUGUUCAGGUUCACCUGUUCGAUAAUCUGUGACGUGUUACAGAUACACUUGUUCGAUAAUCUGUGACGUGUUAUUUUUCAACCACCAAGAAAGUCUGGUUUUAACGCCUCGUUUAUUGCUUAGCAAAAAAAAA